Striga asiatica is the source of this 712-nucleotide messenger RNA. The record is from the annotation of a GenBank genome assembly. NCBI's taxonomy places the organism in Eukaryota, Viridiplantae, Streptophyta, Magnoliopsida, Lamiales, Orobanchaceae.
AUGAAGGGUGGUGCUAUUUUAUCCCUUUUCUUCAUCCUCUCCCUCAUUUACUCCUUUGUUCACAUGAGUAAUGCUGCUCCGCCAUGCGGCACGGUGGACAUGAAAGCCGCCGCAUGCAUUAGCUUCGCCACCGGGAAGGACAAGAAACCGUCGGCCGCGUGCUGCUCGGGGCUGCAGCAGCUUGCGCAGACUGUGAAAACGGUCGACGACAAGAAAGCCAUAUGUAGAUGUCUAAAAGCCGGCAUAAAAAACUUUAGUGGAGUCCAGGACAGGUUCCUCAGCCAGAUUCCGACUGCGUGCAAAAUUAGGGCUCCAUUGAGGAGCAUUGGAGUCGAAACGGAUGGUUUUGAGGUGGUCGUCACUAGGAAUGUGUUGAAUAAGACUUGAACUCCACUCUUCUUUGGGAGUGUGUUUGUUAUUUGUGUAUUUGAUUGUUCUUCUAUGGAGCUAUUGAAUAAGACUGAAAAAAGUGGUGUUUGUUCAUUUUACAAAAAUCAUCUUUUCAAAUACACUUUUGAAAAUAUGUUACCAAACAAUCACUCAGAUGCAUUCCAUCAAUUGACUUAUAUUAGUAUCAAGUUUGAAAUAAAGAAUCUCAAAUAACUACACACUGCAUUUGGAGUGACAUAAUUGAAAUUUCAAAUAAACGAAUUUCAAGCUUAUACGUACGUACUUUAGUAUUUCCACUUUGGAAUUGGAUGGUUUGGGUAAG